AUGAGCUCAUUUCUACUCCCGCUCGCUUAUCUCCUCACCCCGCUCAUAUCAGGUCACCCGCUCAAUCUCAGCAGGGCGGCAAGGCUGAUCCAUUCGCUAUCCAUCGAGAGGAGGGUGGACGAGAGCUUUCAAGGUCCCGACUACCCGCAUGUUCUCCCUCCCUCACCCCCUUCAGUCUUCGCCAGCAGCCUCGAGUCGCGGGUCGGCGCCAACACUGGGAUCUGCCAUGACUUGAUCGACCUCGCAACCGAGUGCAGCAGCCCCAACAAGAUCCUUCAAGUGUACGACUGCAUCCAGCAACGAGACAUCAAGAUUGACACGUUUCACCGCCAUGCUCUCGUCAGCCUCCUCUGCCAGAUGGACGCGUUUGUGUUCGCACAGGAGGCGAUGAAUGGACUUGCUAUGGGCCCGCAGCGAGCCAACGCGGAAUCUUACUUGGAGCUUGUUGGUGCAGGGUUUCGCGCAGGGUCGAGCGAGGAGUGUCUGGCGAUAGUCAAGGAGUUCAUUCAGAUCGCUCCGAGGGCGAGGCGACCCACCAUCGACUUCUUCAACUUCUGCCUGCUCGUCUCCUGCCUGCUCGAGUGCAAGAAGUAUUCAAGAGCGCUGAUGUGCUACGAAAGAAUGAUAGAGCUUAACUUCCAGCCGGGAUCGGACCUUAUGAACACGUACAUCGAAUGUCUUGCAGCCUCCAAGAACCCCGAGCAUCACGAGCUUGCAUGGGGCAUGUAUCUUCGACUAGAAGCUCUUGCCAGAGCUCGGAAGAUCUUAGAGUCAGCACCUGGUCAAGACUUAUACACCAAGAAAGCAAGAUCUCAGUCUGACGCGAGUCGCAACUCUAGAACGCCAGUGGUGUCAAGGUUGUCGUCUUGGAACUCCAUGAAGCAGCAGCAGGUAGGAGCUGUUGAUGGCUGGUUGAGACUGAAACAUCUUCUUCAGACUCCUUCCGUAGAAAUUCCCAAGGCCCAGGUUGUCAGCAACAAGAGUAUCGUUCAAAGGCCCAAGGUUGUCGCGAUUGCAAGCUCGUCGAGGAACGUUGAACUUCUUUCUUGCCCACGUGUCUGA
This is a messenger RNA of Guillardia theta CCMP2712, 1062 nucleotides long. RefSeq lists its product as hypothetical. The record is from RefSeq and is a predicted model, not a curated record. NCBI's taxonomy places the organism in Eukaryota, Cryptophyceae, Pyrenomonadales, Geminigeraceae. Gene Ontology annotation, molecular function: protein binding. The transcript is spliced from 10 exons. The coding region runs from base 1 to 1062 and encodes 353 amino acids.